This is a messenger RNA of Equus quagga, 2104 nucleotides long. It is a transcript of the gene EI24, whose product is annotated as EI24 autophagy associated transmembrane protein. Gene Ontology annotation, biological process: macroautophagy. The record is from RefSeq and is a predicted model, not a curated record. NCBI's taxonomy places the organism in Eukaryota, Metazoa, Chordata, Mammalia, Perissodactyla, Equidae. The coding region runs from base 221 to 1243 and encodes 340 amino acids. The transcript has 11 exons. Gene Ontology annotation, cellular component: endoplasmic reticulum.
GUGCGGCCCGGGCAUGCCCAGUACGGGCGCGGUGGCCCCGGCCCUGGGAGCGCCCGGGUGGGAGCGGGCGGAGGGGCGCGGAGGAGCCGAGCGGGCCCGCAGUGGGCGAGGGGCUGGCCGCGCCGGAGCCGCGGCGGCGGAGCUGCCGGGUCCUUCAUGAUGAAAGAUUUUGGGACGCUUCUCUGUCCUCUGUGUAGUUGGUAGUUGGGGUGGUGAAGAGAUGGCUGACAGUGUCAAAACCUUUCUCCAGGACCUUGCCAGGGGAAUCAAAGACUCCAUCUGGGGAAUUUGUACCAUCUCAAAGCUAGAUGCUCGAAUUCAGCAAAAGAGAGAGGAGCAGCGUCGAAGAAGGGCAAGUAGUGUCCUGGCACAGAGGAGAGCCCAGAGCAUAGAGAGGAAGCAAGAGAGUGAGCCACGUAUCGUUAGUAGAAUUUUCCAGUGCUGUGCUUGGAAUGGUGGAGUAUUCUGGUUCAGUCUUCUCUUGUUUUAUCGUGUGUUUAUUCCUGUGCUUCAGUCAGUAACAGCCCAAAUUAUUGGUGAUCCAUCACUACAUGGAGAUGUUUGGUCUUGGCUGGAAUUCUUCCUCACGUCAAUUUUCAGUGCUCUUUGGGUGCUCCCCCUGUUUGUGCUUAGCAAAGUUGUGAAUGCCAUCUGGUUUCAGGACAUAGCUGAUCUGGCAUUUGAGGUAUCGGGGAGGAAGCCUCACCCAUUCCCUAGUGUUAGCAAAAUAAUUGCUGACAUGCUCUUCAACCUUUUGCUGCAGGCUCUUUUCCUCAUUCAGGGGAUGUUUGUGAGUCUCUUUCCCAUCCAUCUUGUUGGUCAGCUGGUUAGUCUCCUGCAUAUGUCCCUUCUCUACUCACUAUACUGCUUCGAAUAUCGAUGGUUUAAUAAAGGAAUUGAGAUGCACCAGCGGUUGUCCAACAUAGAAAGGAAUUGGCCGUACUACUUUGGAUUCGGUUUGCCCUUGGCUUUCCUCACAGCAAUGCAAUCCUCAUACAUUAUCAGUGGUUGCCUCUUCUCUAUCCUCUUUCCUUUAUUCAUUAUCAGCGCCAAUGAAGCAAAGACCCCUGGCAAAGCGUACCUUUUCCAGUUGCGCCUCUUCUCUUUGGUGGUUUUCUUAAGCAACAGACUCUUCCACAAGACGGUCUACCUGCAGUCAGCCCUGAGUAGCUCGACCUCCGCAGAGAAGUUCCCUUCACCACAUCCCUCUCCUGCCAAACUGAAGGCUGCUGCAGGCCACUGAGUCGCCUGCCAUCCAGAGGGCACGGGUGGGAUUGGAAGGAGGCUGUGGCAGCUCUUUUCCUUGUUCACCUCCCCAACCAGGGAAGGCAGGACCCACCUGCCAAGGGCCCUCUGCCUUCCCUUCUCUCUGAGGAAAUGGGAUUUUUGUCUCCGGUGCACGUAAGGCAGAAUCUCCUGACACCAGUAUGUGGAUUUUUAACACCGGUGAGUCUGAAAGGACCACAGGUUUUUCUGCAGCUCUUUUUCUAGCGUUUGCCAGCCCCUGUGCCUGGACUGAUUUGAAUACUUUUUUCCCCUGUGCCAUUUACCCUCCCGCCUCCCCUUCCUGCCUUCUAUCACCCUUGGAUGAAUGGGUUUUGUAAUUCUAGCUGUUGUAUUUUGUGGACCUGUUAUUUUUGUUGUUUUUCUGUGAAGCACAUAUAUUGGAUGUGGGAGGUAAAGGAGUAUCUCAGUUGCUCCUGGCCACUCCCUUUAUAGCCAUCACUGUCUUGUUUCUUGUAACUCAGGUUAGGUUUUGGUCUCUCUUGCUCUACUGCAAAAAAACAAGCCUGAAGAGAUGGGACAGAAGGAAAGACCUCACAGCCAGAUCUGCAGGGUUUUGAGGAGUGAUUUUUUCUUUCUUCCCUUGAAGGGGGAAAAAGCUUUUUUCACUGGUACAUUUGAAGUACCCCAGCUAUAGGGAGGUACCGAUUUUGGACAAGUGCCACUGCAACACAGAAUGCUAAGAGAACCUGAACUUUUAAACUCUGGAGGUCUGAAAUUUACUGUUGGCCACUGCCGGGUCUGUCUGGUAUGUCAAAGGAAUAUUGGGUGCUGCAAAUAGGAACUGAAGGGGUAAACUUAUUAAACCCAUUAAACCUGU